Diorhabda sublineata is the source of this 2176-nucleotide messenger RNA. RefSeq lists its product as uncharacterized. The transcript has 4 exons. The record is from RefSeq and is a predicted model, not a curated record. The coding region runs from base 123 to 2159 and encodes 678 amino acids. NCBI's taxonomy places the organism in Eukaryota, Metazoa, Arthropoda, Insecta, Coleoptera, Chrysomelidae.
AGUUUAUCUAUUGUUGAAUUUUAUACUUCCAAGAAAUGAAUUUUGUCAUUUGUCGUUCAUUAAACCGCAAUUCGAAAGAAUAUCAUCAGUAUUGAGAUUCUUUUGAAAUAAAAGAAACAUCUAUGCAAGAAGAAGAGCAAAACACAUUUUUUGGGUGUUAUAAAUGCCCAAAUAAAGUAUUUAGUAAUGCAAGGUCCCUAGAAGUACAUAAAUUCAAACAUGAAAAUCCUGAAUUUACUGAAAAGAACAUAAUUGAAAAACUACCUGUUAUACCAAAAUUUGUACAGCUCACAUCAUAUCCUGAUAUAUUAAAGAGAGACAAUGUGUUAAGUGGCGUAAGAAAACAAAAUAAGCCAAAAGAAAUUCCUUCAACCUUACCAGAAAUUAUACAGAAAUUAUUAGAAAAAAAAAUAGUUAACAUUCAUUGGUGCUGUAAGUUCUGUGAUCUUGAUAAGUUUCUCACUGUACAUAAAGCAAAGAUACAUGUAGAUCUGAACCAUUCAAAUUUGAUGGAAGCUGAUUUAAUUAAACACACUCGAAAAUGCAAAAAUAAAAAAGUAGUCAAUAAAUGGAUUUGCAGAGUAUGUGGCUCAUCUACUUAUGAUGAGAAAAAAAUUGCACACUGUUAUAAAAAACAUAGUGAUUUAUUUGAUAAUACAAAUCCACUGAUAAAAUCUAAGAGGCUAUUUAUAUCCUUGAUAUUCAAACAAUACCAUUGCUUGCUUUGUAAAAUAGAUGUUCAAAAACCCAAAUCUGUUCGUAACCAUAUGUCUCAAAAACACGUUAAUAUUUUUAGAGAAUACUUUUGGUGUCCCAAGGGAUCCCCAUUUACUGAAAGUCAGAGUGAAUAUACUGAUGGUGACAAUAUUAUAGUUAAAAAUUUAUUGAGUAAAAUGGGGAUUACAAUUUUCAGCAGAACAUCAGGUUUACAGAGAUAUAAGUUGAAGCAGCUACCAAAGGUGGUGCAUAAUUGUGCUCUAUGUCCACAUACAAUUAUCUUUCUUGAAGAUCAGAUACCUUAUCACAUGUGGUCAAAACAUGGUCUUAAAGAAAACUAUUAUAAAUUGGUAACUUCUAUUCCCACAAGUAUAAUAAUGGAUUUUUCAAGUACUGAAACCAAUAUUUUCAACUGUCCCUGUCAGUACACAACUUUUAGUAGGGAAAUACUGUCAUUGCCGGUAAUAAACAUGUCAUUCAAAAAUAAUCCUGCAGCUGACAAAGUUAAUGCAGAAACUAAGUUAAUGUGGAUCUAUAAAUCUCAGUUUGUUUACCACAACAAAUAUAAAUUAAUAAUAAGUUCAAAAUGCAAAGAAAAGGUUAAAAGAGUUCCCCAACAUUAUGUUUAUGAAACAAUAUCACAGGAAAACAGUAACCCUAUUUUAAUAAUCGACGACAAUAUAGCAAAAGACGAUGAAAAAGUUACUGAAAUUAACAAUCCCAAUGAACUUUCUGCUCCUCCACCAACUAAUAAUGAGAUUACUGAUGAGAUAUUCAUUCCAAAUAAUGAAACAGUUGAAGAUUGUAACGUUAGCGAAGAUAGUAUGGACAUAUUUAAAUUAUCGGGAGAUGUGGAUAGCAGUCAAGUACAUAUUGAUGAUGAGGAUAAAAUAGAGAUAUCUUUUGAUGAUAUAAAUAGUAUUAAUGGAAGUUUGAAAAAUGAUGUACUGCAUAUGAAAAAUUUCAUAAAGAAGGCUAGUAUCUCCGAUGAAAAAUCAAUGAUGAAGUCACGAAUAGUGCACAAGGUGCCAAAAGAAGUAUAUAGUUGUUUCUUGUGUCCACAUCUAACAAUAUUUUCAUCAGAUGACUUGAAAUUCCACAUGAAUAGAUCACACAACUUGACAGAAGAUUACUCUAAAUUAAUAUCUAUAGUUGCAGUAAAUUCUUUGAUUGAAAAUAAGUAUAUGAAUAAGGUUGAAAUUGUAUUCAUUCUAUCAUGUUUAUGCCAACAUGCAUCAUUUAAUAAAGAAGUACUCACAAUGCCAGUCAUUGAUACAAUUUACAAAGAAAUUAUUGAAAACCCUGAAGGAAAUGAUAUUAAUACAGAAACGAAAUUGUUGAAAAUUUAUAAUUAUCAGUUCAAAUGCCACUGUAAGCAUAAAUUAACAAUACUGUCUAAUGAUGAAGGAAAGAAACAAAAGUUGUACUUUGAUUUUGAAUAAAUGAAAACUCAAAUGUA